UACGAAGCAAGAAAAGCUGGAUUCUGCUGCUUCUUCAUCUCCUCCUCCUCCUCCUCCUCUAUAUACACACACUUGUUUAUAUUAUCAGCUUCGAAUCUUUCCUUUGAAACUUUUGCAAUCAAUGCGAAUCUACUCCUUGCUGCGACCGACCUCUCACUCUUAUUAUUUAGAGAGAGAGAGAGAGAGAGAGAGAGAGAGAGAGUGCUUCUGUAUAACUACUAGACGUAUCCCUUAUAGAUAUAUGUAGAGAGAGAGAGAGAGAGAGAGAGAGAGAGAGAGAGAGAGAGAGAGAGAGAGAGAGAAGAGAGAGAGAGAGAGACCAGAGCGUGCUUCUGUAUAACUCGACAUAUUUUAUAGAUACAGAGUGGUGUACUGGCUUCAAGAAAAUUUGUGAUUGCGAGGAUUGAGAGCGCAGCGCAGUCGCAGAACGAGAAUUGAGAGUAAGAAAGUUGCUGAAUUGUAUUGAGAGAGAGAGAGAGAGAGAGAGAGUUAGGUUAUGGAGUGUAACAAGGCGCAGCAGGCGAGGUUUGGAAGGCAAUCAUCGCUAGCUCCGCCGGAGCGCCGCGAGAAUUCGAGGGGUUUCGACGACGAAGUGGAAGUACUACCGGAAGGGAUCGAUCCGAGAGUGAGGCUGAUGUAUCUGGCUAACGAGGGGGAUUCGGAGGGUAUCAGGGAGCUGUUGGACUCGGGAACUGACGUGAAUUUCAAGGACGUUGACGGCAGGACUGCCCUCCACGUCGCUGCUUGUCAGGGCCGAACCGACGUCGUCCAGUUGCUGCUCCGAAGAGGGGCGGACGUCAAUUUGGAAGACCGCUGGGGCAGCACGCCUUUUGCAGAUGCAAUAUUUUACAAAAAUCAUGAGGUGAUCAAGCUUUUGGAGGAACAUGGAGCAAAACCUCCGGUGGCUCCCAUGCAUGUCCAAAAUGCUCGUGAAGUUCCAGAAUAUGAAAUUCAUCCCGGUGAGCUUGAUUUUACCAAAAGUGUGAACAUAACAAAGGGAACUUUUUGUAGUGCUUCUUGGCGUGGAAUCCAGGUUGCUGUGAAAUUGCUUGGCGAGGAACUGUUCACCGAUGAAGAUAAAAUAAAGGCUUUUACGGAUGAACUUGCAUUACUUCAGAAGCUACGACACCCAAAUGUUGUCCAAUUUCUCGGUGCUGUAACGCAAAGUAGUCCAAUGAUGAUUGUCACCGAGUAUCUUCCCAAGGGUGAUCUUCGUGCAUUCUUGAAACGAAAAGGCUCCUUAAAGCCCAUAAUAGCUGUGAAAUUAGCACUUGAUAUUGCAAGAGGUAUGAAUUACUUGCAUGAACAUAAACCUGAAGCCAUUAUCCACCGAGAUCUGGAGCCAUCAAAUAUACUGCGGGAUGAUUCUGGGCACCUAAAAGUUGCAGACUUCGGGGUAAGCAAGCUGCUGAAAGUUGCAAAAACUGUUAAAGAAGACAAACCUGUUACGUGUCAAGACACCUCUUGGCGAUAUGUGGCUCCUGAGGUUUUUAAAAACGAAGAAUAUGAUACUAAGGUGGAUGUUUUUUCAUUUGCAUUGAUUUUGCAAGAGAUGAUUGAAGGUUCUCCACCAUUUUCAACAAAGCAAGAAAUUGAAGUUCCUAAAGCCUAUGUUCAAAACGAACGUCCUCCUUUUCGAGCUUCAGCAAAACUUUAUGCUCAUGGAUUAAGAGAGUUAAUAGAGGAAUGCUGGAGUCAAAAGCCUUUCAUGAGACCAACAUUUGCCCAAAUUAUUGUUAAGCUGGAGGACAUUGGUAACCAACUUGUUCAUAAAAGACGUUGGAAGUUACGAGCACUUCAGUGCCUGAACUUCGAGUCUGUGUUGAAGCUUGAUCGUUCUAAUCCAAGCAGUCAUUAUUCGUCUUGCUCUUCCAUUUGAUGACAAAUUAUUUCAGUGAAAGCAAGCAGAAGUUUGGCUGUUUCCAACCUUCAACUGGAGGCAUCAUCUGCGGCAAUGGUUUUGUGCAUUUAUGUGUUAUUUCCCUUGCACAGUAAUCACGGUUGAAGGUGAUCAUAUCUUUUUGGGUGUUUCAGUUCCAUUGUUGAGAAUAGUAUUAUUUGUAUACUCACCUAUAAUAUGUAUUGCUCUAAGUUUCGACUUCAACACCUGGAAAUAAAGCAAUUUUCAUUGGAAA
Rhododendron vialii is the source of this 2135-nucleotide messenger RNA. Its product is annotated as integrin-linked protein kinase 1. Gene Ontology annotation, biological process: protein phosphorylation. The transcript has 13 exons. Gene Ontology annotation, molecular function: protein binding; protein kinase activity; ATP binding. Lineage: Eukaryota; Viridiplantae; Streptophyta; Magnoliopsida; Ericales; Ericaceae. The coding region runs from base 497 to 1879 and encodes 460 amino acids. The record is from RefSeq and is a predicted model, not a curated record.